AUGGAUUCAACGUCGCUCUGCUUGGGUACUGUAAUAGUUGCAGGCAACGAUGAAGGGAGUAUGACGUACUUGAAAGAUCCUGUAGCUGGCUCAAUGAUCGUCAAUAUCAAAACGAAUAAUGGAAAGGAAGAAACAAGAUUAAUUGCAACAUCGUGUUUGUUAAUAACGUCAGGGACUCGGGCGUGCAAAAACUGCACGUAUGCUGCAAAGCUUUGGUACAACCGCGAAACCAAGAGAAACGUGAAGGGUGGAAGUCUGCACAAGAAAUGCAAUGUUCGUUUUCUGGCAAGAGGUGGAUUAGAGGAAAAGGUGUGCAAGCAGAGAAAAGAGAUACGGAGUGAUAGUGUGAGAGAGAAGAGAGCAAUGGACGAAAUGAUCGAAUUUUCCGAAAGUGACUGUGUGGACUUGAGGAAAAUAGUGGAUAACGUUGACAGCAAAGACGUCCCAGAAGACAUGGCACUUCUAUGGGAAAUGCAGAGAAAGCAGUUAGCUUCGAAAUCUCCAGCUGGUUAUCGAUGGCAUCCAAAGUAGGUAUAUUUAUAUAUGCAUUAGAAAAUAAGUACCUUAAAUGUGCUUAGAAUCAGCGCAGGGUUUCACUGAUUCAGAUCGACGAUAUCCCGUAAAAGUUACACUUGUAAUUUUUUUAGAAUUGUGAGGUUUGCACUGGAUAUCUACUGCAAGAGUCCCAAAUCACUUGACGCAAUGCGAGAUACUUCCAAGCAAUCGUCUUAUAAGGUAAAUUAUCACUGCACUAAAUAUAUUUUAUAUUAUACGUUGUAUGAUUGAUUAUGAUUAUGAAAAGAAUCAGAAGGCCUAUUCUGACGCAUAUUUCUAACAUAAAUCCUUGACAAGUUUUUACAUAGUCAUUGGUCACAUGAAUGCAGAUGUGCAUGUGAAGCAUUAGAGUGGAUUAUCAUGUUACAAAAACAACUAAUUAUAAACUCUCUUAAAUAUCCUGUGUCUUAUAUUGUAGAUACUACAAGAACUGUGUAAGCCAGCAACCAGCAUGGAACACAGAAACGAUUGAAUGGUGCCGAAAGGAAGCCGAGCGAAAAAACCUCAAGUCUGCAGACUAUUGGGGAGGUCUGGUUGUCGAUGAGAUGAAAAUACAGGUAUACUGUAUGGGUGAACAGGACAGUAUAAUUUUCUAUGUUAUACAUUAGAGAUAUAGAAUAAUUUUCUUUUGUUUCCAUAGGAGGAUUUACAAAUGACAGUGCAAGGAGGCAAGCAUCAGCUUGUAGGAAUGGUUUCUCUUGGAGAAUUUUAUCAAGACAUGAAACGAGUUGAAACAGGUGAUCUCUCUCAAAUAAUAAUUAUUAUAAUAAUAGUCAAUUAGAGCAAUAAAGUAUAAUAAGAAUAAUAUAAUCACAUCAAAGCUAUGUUAUCUAUCUAAAUAAUAUAUUCUAUUAUAUUAAUACAGGAACAUCGGAUAUACAAAUAGCAACUCACUUGCUUCAAUUCAUAUUCCUCAGUGAUUCUGGAUUCCGAUUUCCCCUAGCACAUUUUCCGACAGCACAAUGUCCACCAUCAGCUCUAUAUUUUCAAUUUUGGGAAGGAGUCUUACAAAUGAAACGAACAGGUUUCAGGUAAAUCCAUACACAUCAUUAUAUUAUUUUUUUACGAAUUUUCUAAUGGACCAUGACCAAAAGAAGAAGAAGGUACAGAAUAAUACUAAAGGAAGGCGAUAACACUAAUAGCGAAUUAUUUCCCCUUACAUUUAGUAUUUACUAUUGUAUUUGCGAUGGUGGGGACGCCAACAGACAGUUUAUUAAAAUCCACUUUUCCAACUGCAGUCCAAUUGACUUACAUUUUAUUGGCUACAACAUGUGGACGGAAGAUCCUAUGGUAUUUCAAAUGGACUGUAAGGUAUUUGACUUGCAAUAUAUGGCAUAUGCAUGUAUAGGCUUAAUUUCAGCAUGUAGUUACUAUAUAUAGCCGUUGAUAUAGGAAUUCUUUAAAUAGUACAUAAAGGAAGAACAUUGGUUUUAUAUAAAUUGGAUGUUUACAAGCAAAUAACUAACAGCAUGCACUAACAAUUUACUCAAAAUCAUUACUCGGUAACUAUUUUACAGCACAACUUCAAGAAAAUUCGCAAUAAUAUUGAAAAAAGCUCCCCUUCAGGAACAACAAGAUGCCUAACUAAAGACGGAAAAAAUAUAUUCUGGUCUCACUGGAAGGAAGCCUACUUGUGGGAUCAGAGGUGCAACUCUCGUCAUUGCCAUGAACGUCUAAAGGAAGAUCAUUUUGAACUGACACCAAGUUCCAGGAUGAAGAACAGCCUGGCGGAAGAUGUGCUAGACAAAAGGAUGUUUAAUCUUAUGAAAGUAUAUAUGCUUAUAAUGAUCCUAUAUAUAAGAAUAAAAGUAUAUUGCAUAUCGUUUAUAUCAGUGAUAACAAGAGAAAGGGUUAGUAUACAUGUGAUAAUUAAGUGUUCGCAGUAACAUACAUGCAAGCAUGCAUGUAUUUCAUCCACGAAUGGAUUUCUGCCUCGAUUCAGUGUAGUUGCACCGGAAUAUCAAUGUUAAUGAUCUCUUAAUGGUGGGCAGCGGGAGUAAAAUCUGGACCUCUCUAAUUAUCUUGUCUUUAAAUAAUGCGACGACUGUUAAAAUCUGUUAUUAUUUCAACUUUAGGCUUACAAGGAACAUCUAAUGAUGACAAAUGACGAGGACGCCAAUAGGCUUGAUGAAUCGAUCUAG
This is a messenger RNA of Paramuricea clavata, 2696 nucleotides long. The record is from the annotation of a GenBank genome assembly. Lineage: Eukaryota; Metazoa; Cnidaria; Anthozoa; Malacalcyonacea; Plexauridae.